UUUUUUUAAUUUUUACCCUCCGCUCGCUUUUCUCUCGCUUCGCCCUCCGAGCUCCGACCAUCGACUCCACUCUCUCGCCGAAACCCUAGCGUCGAACUCUCUCUACACCGCUCACAUCUCUUUCUCCGAUCCGCGAACGAAGCGAUGGCCAACAGGCACACAAUUAUUUUGAUGCAGACAUCUCAAAACAGGGCAACCAGAACAUUCAUGGAUUAUAGUUCGAUUAGUCAAGCCAUGGAUGGUAUCUGUGGGCUUUAUGAAAGAAAACUCAGGGAUAUUAACCCAACUAUCCGGAACAUAACCUAUGAUAUCGCGGACCUAUACAACUUCGUCGAUGGCUUAGCUGAUCUAAGUGCACUGAUCUACGAUCACUCGAUUCAGGCCUAUCUCCCCUACGACCGACAAUGGAUAAAACAAAGGAUAUUUCAACACCUGAAGAAACUGGCCCAACAAUAAAUAUCAUGGGCGGCAAUUUGUACCAUUCCUAUAACGCAGUAAGCAAAACAUACGACUUAAUAGGUAAUACCAAUUUUUCUUUUUGUCUUUGAUAUAUGUGUUUGUGUAUGUUGAUGGGGGUUUGUCGAUGUUAAGAAUGCUUCAAUUUGGAUGAGUGUAUUCGGAGCUUAAGCUAGUGGUUGCUGUCGAUAUCUAUGCAGUAUGUAAUUUUGUGGACCCUGUAAAAGUAAGAAGGGAGAGGCUUGAUAUUGUUAAGAUGGUUAAGAUACUCUACUAAGAUUGGCAUAUUUUAAUACUUCGCAAUCGAUUGUCGGCAUUAAUAUUAAA
Molecule: messenger RNA, 783 nt
Organism: Ananas comosus (pineapple)
Lineage: Eukaryota; Viridiplantae; Streptophyta; Magnoliopsida; Poales; Bromeliaceae
Product: enhancer of rudimentary homolog
Exons: 4
Coding region: 145-456 (103 amino acids)
Source: RefSeq, a predicted model, not a curated record